UGUUUGACGUUUAUAAUCAAAAUAAACUAUUUUUUAUUUUAAACGCAGUAAAUUGAAUAUAUUAAUUAUGCACAAUUAAUUAAAAGAUGUCUAAAAUAUAUGUAAUAAUUUUACAACAACUCAGGCUGUUUACUUGCUUUACUUAAAGUCACUAAAUGUAUAUGACUGUCUCGUAAGUUUAUCAAACAUUUGUAGUUAAUAAUACAACAAAAUUCAAUACGUACUUCCUAAAAAGGACUUGAAAGGUCUCCAAAUUGUCUAAUUUUAGCAGUAAAAGACAUUCUUAAUGCAACAUGAGGUAGUAAUUUAUUGAACAUACUGUUAAGAAUCAAAAAUCAGCUGCAAGUAAGUAUCUGACUGCACCAAUGGAUUCUACAGAAGAUUCACCAGUAUCUCCAAAGGGGCCCCCUUCUCAACCACCUCCUAGUUUACCACCCCCAUUACCUGAGAGGCCUCCAAAGAAACAUGGUUCUGUAACUAGUCCAAAAAGCCCUGAAGAUUAUAAAGCAGAUAAUGAGAUGAUAGAAUUAGAUGAAGAGACAUCACAGCAGAUGACAACAUCAUACAGUGAGAUCUCCUUCAAGUCAGGAAUGAGUCCUGAAACUGAAGUUUCUUUAUCAUUAACAAUGGAUUCAAUACCAUCUGCUGAUCAUAUUCUGCAAAGACCUAUUUCUUUAGCAUAUGAUACAAAUAAUAUAGGCAAACCGUUACUACCUCUAAACUCUGAAGGGACUGUUCAUGUAGAAGGAAACAUGACCCAUUUUGUUACAGAAGAUUUGGAAUAUAAAAUUAAAAUAUCAAGUCCUGUAUCAAAAUUUUCAGGGAACUCAAAGUCAGGAACUCCAAGCUAUACCCAAAAAGGUCUUUUGAUGACAUCAGUGAGUAGUUUGGAUCCAAAUAUUUUAAAUGAUCUUGAAUUUGAAGCACAGAAAAUUGCCACUUCUGUGGACACACUUACUGAGAAUUUGUGUGGAAUUUUGCACUCUAUAUCGUCAAUAACAGCAGACAAUGUUGAUAUUUAUAAAGAUGCUGUAUCAAAAAUGUCUGAUGCUAUGGACGCAAAUAUUAAGAGUAUGUACACAGUGAUGGCAAAAACGGAAGAAUUGUCACAUUCUAUGAAAUCAGUGCAACAUCUAGCUUCUAGAAUAAAAGAAAUGCGUCGUCUUAUUGAUCUCUUCGAAAGUCUGUAAGAAAAAUUUUGUCUCUGAACA
This is a messenger RNA of Agrilus planipennis (emerald ash borer), 1211 nucleotides long. RefSeq names its product BLOC-1-related complex subunit 6 (gene BORCS6). The coding region runs from base 366 to 1190 and encodes 274 amino acids. The record is from RefSeq and is a predicted model, not a curated record. The transcript is spliced from 7 exons. Gene Ontology annotation, cellular component: BORC complex. Gene Ontology annotation, biological process: lysosome localization. Lineage: Eukaryota; Metazoa; Arthropoda; Insecta; Coleoptera; Buprestidae.